GAGGAGGAUGUGAGACUGCGUUAGAGAAAUGAGAGAAAGCAGCCCUUCUGGGACACACACAGUGAGCAGCACAGCCUCGCCCGGGCCAGGACAGGAGCCCCCGGUGCAGAGCCGGGACGUGGGGCCGCAGAGGGACCGGACCAGGACGGUGCAGACAUGCCAUCGCCACGGAAGCAUUGGAGCGCUCAGAGGGCCUUGGAGCUGUGGGUGUGGACAGCGCUCUGCUGGGAUUUCUCUGCCUACCAUGGGACCGACGGCUGGACUUACCAUCAUUCCGAAGAACCCAUGAACUGGCCCAGAGCUAGAAGGUACUGCCAACAAAACUACACCGAUCUGGUUGCCAUACAGAACAAGGGGGAGAUUGAGUACCUGAACAGGACGCUGCCCUUCAGAAGCACCUACUACUGGAUCGGGAUCCGGAAGGUGGCAGGCGUGUGGACCUGGGUGGGGACCAACAAGUCCCUCACGGCCGAAGCCGAGAACUGGGGCGUCGGGGAGCCCAACAACAAGAAGUCGAAAGAGGACUGCGUGGAGAUGUACAUCAAGAGGAGCAAGGAUGCGGGCAAGUGGAACGACGACGCCUGCCACAAGCCCAAGGUCGCCCUGUGCUACACAGGUAGGGAGGCCCGUGGAGAGAGCCAGGACUCGCCGGGGAUGCUGGGCAGAGCGCCUGUGACAUCAGAACGCUUGCAGUUCUCCACACUGACCUUGCGAGCUCUGUAUCUCGGUUCGUGGCCCUGUCACCGCCCUGGUGCUCAGGUGGCCGUGCCUGGACUCACGAGCCACCAGGCCCUCUCACCUCCCAAUGCUGUCUCUCUUCUUAUUCAAGUGACACGGUGUGCGCCCCUGGAGGGCCCAGAGCUGGGCGCCAUGGCCUGCAGCCACCCGCUGGGGGACUUCAGCUACAGCUCGCGGUGCGCCUUCAAUUGCUCCGAGGGAACAGAGCUCGCCGGGGCGGAGGAAACCACCUGCGGGCCCUUUGGGAACUGGUCAUCUCUGGUGCCCACCUGCCGAGUGAUUCCAUGUGAUGCUCUAACAGCACCUGAUUUGGGGACCAUGGACUGUCAUCAUCCCCUGGACAACUUCAGCUUUAACUCCACGUGCACUUUCAACUGCUUAGAAGGAACUGAGCUCAUCGGAAAGACAAGAACUGUCUGUGAAUCGUCUGGAAUCUGGUCCAGCCCUCCUCCAAUAUGUCAGGAAUUGGACAGGAGCUUCUCCAUGAUCAAGGAAGGCGACUACAACCCCCUCUUCAUCCCAGUGGCAGUCAUGGUUACCGCAUUCCUGGGGCUGGCCUUUAUCAUCUGGCUGGCCAGGCGAUUAAAAAAAGGCAAAAAGUCUCAGAAGAGCAUGGAUGAUCCGUACUAAAUGACGCUCCGGGACCGAAAGCUCUCGAGAUCCUGGCCCAUCCCUGGAUCCUUCCAACCCUCCGCCGUUGAGAUGAUGCGUGUCUCGCUCAGUACAUCUGGAAAGGUUCUCCAGGGCCAGCAGCUUCUUCUGCCCCCGUCCCCUCCCCCCACCCACCCGCGCUGUGGUUUGUGUAGCUCAGUGUGUCUCUCUUCCCCGUGGAGGAACGAGACCACAGGGAAAGGAUUGCUGUGGAACAUAAAGACCCUGGUGUCGUGCUCUUUCUUGA
Messenger RNA from Myotis brandtii (Brandt's bat), 1636 nucleotides. It is a transcript of the gene SELL, whose product is annotated as selectin L. Gene Ontology annotation, biological process: leukocyte tethering or rolling; heterophilic cell-cell adhesion; response to cytokine. The record is from RefSeq and is a predicted model, not a curated record. The coding region runs from base 157 to 1368 and encodes 403 amino acids. Gene Ontology annotation, molecular function: oligosaccharide binding; sialic acid binding. Gene Ontology annotation, cellular component: external side of plasma membrane; membrane. The transcript is spliced from 9 exons. NCBI's taxonomy places the organism in Eukaryota, Metazoa, Chordata, Mammalia, Chiroptera, Vespertilionidae.